Messenger RNA from Gongylonema pulchrum, 297 nucleotides. NCBI's taxonomy places the organism in Eukaryota, Metazoa, Nematoda, Chromadorea, Rhabditida, Gongylonematidae. The record is from the annotation of a GenBank genome assembly.
AUGGGCUUGCUGCCGAGCGGUGGCUUUUUAUUCAAAACGAGCCUGAACCUUGUUCGGCGGAUUUUAUCGCCGGGAUCAAAAUUGCUAAAGCUGAUCGGUGAAGAUGUGAAGUUUGAGAUAACUUGUGGUUUCAAUGGACGCAUUUGGAUUAAAGGCUUAAACAUCAGGGAAACAAUAGCCGUUUACCGUAUAAUUCGGGAUUCGGAAUUCAUUGCAGAACCGGAUAUUCCAAUUUUAGUUGAUAAACAGAUCAGACAACUGCGCGGAUUUCCAGUAGACAAUGAGAUGAAUAUUUAG